AUGGAGCAGCAACCCCCACCAUGCACCAACGAUGACCACCACACCGCCGGUGGAUUCUCUCCGAAACACAGAGGGAGCACGCGCCACCCCGUCUACCGCGGCGUACGGAAGCGGCGAUGGGGGAAAUGGGUAUCAGAAAUCAGAGAACCGAAGAAGAAGACCCGAAUAUGGCUCGGGUCAUUCCCCGCACCGGAAAUGGCAGCCAGAGCAUACGACGUCGCAGCUUACUGCCUGAAAGGACAAAAAGCUCAGCUCAACUUUCCCCAAGAAAUCGAUCACUUGCCCCGCCCCUCCACCAGCACCGCAAGAGAUAUUCAAGCAGCCGCCUCUCUCGCAGCCAAUAUGGUGGCGGAGGAGAAAUCCACCGAUGUACACAGGGGCGGCGAAGGAGAUGAUGAUUUCUGGGCGGAGAUAGAGCUGCCGGAGUUGAUGGACAAUAAUAAUAAUAAUGAGUAUAUUUCGGAGGUAUGGUGUUGGAGUUGUUCUAAUCCUGGUGAUGCCACGUCCAUCGAUAUCGGGGACCAAAUUGUUUAAUUAAUUACUUUUUCAUUUAUAUUUUUAAAAUAUUCGUUGCAGCGCA
Messenger RNA from Erythranthe guttata (spotted monkey flower), 580 nucleotides. Its product is annotated as ethylene-responsive transcription factor ERF023. Gene Ontology annotation, biological process: regulation of DNA-templated transcription. Lineage: Eukaryota; Viridiplantae; Streptophyta; Magnoliopsida; Lamiales; Phrymaceae. The record is from RefSeq and is a predicted model, not a curated record. Gene Ontology annotation, molecular function: DNA-binding transcription factor activity; DNA binding.